Molecule: messenger RNA, 531 nt
Organism: Condylura cristata (star-nosed mole)
Lineage: Eukaryota; Metazoa; Chordata; Mammalia; Eulipotyphla; Talpidae
Product: glutaredoxin-1
Exons: 1
Coding region: 62-382 (106 amino acids)
Source: RefSeq, a predicted model, not a curated record
CUACACCCAGAGCUGUACCUGCACUAGAGGAUUCCUCCCGGGGAAGCAGCAGUCUGUCAGCAUGGCUCAAGAGUUUGUAAACAGCAAAAUCCAGCCAGGGAAGGUAGUGGUGUUCAUCAAACCCACCUGCCCUUACUGCAAAAAGACCCAAGAGAUCCUGGGCCAAUUGCCCUUCAAAGAAGGGUUUUUGGAAUUUGUCGAUAUCACAGCCACCGGUGACACAAAUGAGAUUCAAGAUUAUUUGCAACAGCUCACUGGAGCCAGAACGGUGCCCCGGGUCUUUCUGGGUAAAGAUUGUAUAGGUGGAUGCAGUGAUCUAGUAGCUAUGCAACAGAAUGGGGAACUCUUGAAGCGGCUAAAAGAAAUUGGAGCUCUACAAUAAUUACAGUUCCCAAGCUGAAGUCCCCCUGAGAGAUGGAUGGCAUCGCAAAUGAUGACAGCACAUCAGUGAAUGAACCGGGGCUCUAUUUACCCAGCUACAGCAACUGUUGACUGCCAAUUCUGAAAUAAUAUUAAUGAUAAAAAGGGAAG